This is a messenger RNA of Stegostoma tigrinum, 6786 nucleotides long. RefSeq names its product ectonucleoside triphosphate diphosphohydrolase 1 (gene entpd1). NCBI's taxonomy places the organism in Eukaryota, Metazoa, Chordata, Chondrichthyes, Orectolobiformes, Stegostomatidae. Gene Ontology annotation, molecular function: GDP phosphatase activity; UDP phosphatase activity. The record is from RefSeq and is a predicted model, not a curated record. Gene Ontology annotation, biological process: nucleoside diphosphate catabolic process. Gene Ontology annotation, cellular component: plasma membrane. The coding region runs from base 335 to 1876 and encodes 513 amino acids. The transcript is spliced from 11 exons.
CAAACGGAACCCCCUGGAGUUAGAGAGCGGCACAAAGCGCUGAGAUGGUUGGAGCACGGCAAGGCUGGGGUGAUCGGAACUGUUCGUGAGUAAUAGGAAUGCACGACUUAAAACAUUCCCUCAUUUCGGCCCUUCGGAUGUUAACAAGUUAGAACACAUCAAUACAUAAAUCAACAUAGUUACACAGGGUGUGAAUCCCAGGAUCUCAACCCAGUUAAACCUCCAGCAUUAAGAGUCACUGAAGCCUUGGUGACGUUCCUGUAUUUGUACCUAAAGCAACACUCACAAUAAAACUGGCAGAACUGUCUAUCAGGAAACUUCUUUUGCGUGUGUGAUGGGCCUGAGUCCUGUGUUAUAUUGUAUGCCAUUGAGGGCUGAAAAUCGAUCCCAAUUUAACAAAAUAAAACUUAAGAAGCACAGGUACCUGAUUGCAUUGAUCAUCACUCUGAUGGUGGCUGGUGUUGUAAUACUGGUGACAAUAUCUGUGGUACAAAACAAGUCACUGCCAAAGAAACUGAAGUAUGGAAUAGUGCUUGAUGCUGGUUCCUCUCACACUGCAUUGUACAUCUACUCCUGGCCAGCUGAGAAGUUGAAUGACACUGGUAUAGUCACGGAGGUGGAUUCCUGCAAAGUGAAAGGACCAGGCAUUUCCAGUUAUUGGAAUGAUAUUAAGCAGGCCGGUCUCUCCCUGAAAAUGUGCCUCGAAAAGGCUAAAGAACGAAUUCCUGAAAAACAACAGCACGUGACCCCAGUGUAUCUUGGAGCAACAGCUGGCAUGCGCUUACUGAGGUUACAGGACCAAUUUCUGGCCGAGAAACUUAUGAAUUCAGUGGAAGAGUUCAUUAAGACUUAUCCAUUCAAUUUCCAAGGGGUGAAAAUUAUAACUGGACAAGAAGAGGGAGUGUUUGGAUGGAUCACCGUCAAUUAUUUAAAGGAAAACAUCGGGAAGGACAAUGUAGGAGGAAACCCUGAAACACUGGGGGCACUGGACCUGGGCGGUGCCUCCACACAGAUCACAUUUGUUCCUGAUGGGAAGAUUGAAUCCGAGGAAAGUGCUCUGCACAUCCGUCUGUAUGGGAAGAGUUACAACAUAUAUACACACAGCUACCUAUGUUACGGAAAGGAUCAGGCCCUGAAACUGCUGCUGGAAAAACUGAAUGCGUCUGAUGAUGGAACUGUUUUGAACCCCUGUUUUAACAAAGGGUACACAAGAACCAUCAAUGUGACUGCAUUCUUUGACAGUCCAUGCACAUCUAUACAGCACAGUACAACUCACCAAAUAGUGACGGUCAUUGGGACAGGGAGCCCUGACCAAUGCAGUCACGACAUCAGAAGUAUCUUUAAUUUCAGUGUUUGUACCUGGAGCAGCUGUUCAUUUGAUGGGGUUUACCAGCCCAAGGUCCAUGGGAAAUUUGGAGCAUUCUCUGCGUAUUAUUUUGUGAUGGAUUUUUUUAAUCUUACAAAUGAAAAGCCUUAUGAUUUGUCCACAGUAAAGCAUACAGUGAUGGAGUUCUGUUCGAAGCCAUGGGGUGAGGUUAGAAAUUCAUUCUCGAUUAAUGAAAAAUAUCUGAGCGAAAACUGCUUCGCUGGACAAUACAUCCUCAGCCUCCUGCAGAAUGGUUACAAUUUUACGUCCAGUAAUUGGGAAACAAUCAACUUUUUGAGAAAGAUUAAAGGAACCAGUGCUGGUUGGACACUUGGAUACAUGAUGAAUCUUACAAAUAUGAUACCUGCAGAACCUCCUUAUACCAAACCCCUCACCAAUGCCUCAUAUUUAACAGCCGUGAUCAUCAUCUCCAUCUUCCUCUUCUUUCUGCUAGUCACUGGAUUUCUUAUUUUUAGGAAGAAAGUUUUCAAAACACAAAAUAAGCCAUAAUGAUUUUUACAAUUGGAUGCUCAUACCAAAGCUCUAACCAUAAACUUCUCAAAACCAUUCAGAUAAAGCAACCAACUAUCUAGCCAAAAACCUGAGCUGGAAUUUUAUUCUUUGUUGACCAAAUGGCCACAUUUUGCCAUGGAAAUUGUUAUGGCAUGCCUUCCAUCAUCUUCAGGUUGACUCCAAAUACCAGCAGUACACAGUGACAACAGUGUGUACCAUCUACAAGAUGCACUGAAGCAAAUCACCAAGACUCCUUCAACAACACCUUCCAAACCUGUAACCCCUAUCAUUUGGAAGGACAAGGACACCAGCUAGAUGGGAACUUCACCAUCUAAGAUGCUCCUCUCCUAGCCAUAUGCCAUCCCAACUUGAAACUAUAUUAUCAUUUUUUCAGUAUUGCUGGGUAAAAAUCUUGGAACUCACUGCUUAACAGCACUAUGUCCCUUCACCCCAAGGCCUGCAGUGGUUCAAGAAAGCAACUCCCUACCACCUUUGGCAGGCUAAUUCAGAAUGGGUAAUAAAUACUGACCUAGCCAAAACACCUACGUGCUGUUAAAAAUGUAUGAAAUUAUUUAACAAAAUAAAUUGACUUGUUUCCAAUUUGGCUAUAUUCUCUCCAGCAGGCCUGGGCAGUGGAGUUUCCUUGGGAUUGUUUAAGACUUACUGGAUGAGCAAUCAUUCCUAAUUCCAGCAGUGAGUUCUCUCAAUAUUGUAGUAUUGAAAUGACCAGGUAUCUACUCAUUAAGUACGCCCAACGCCUGAACUGGAAUUUUAUUCUUUGUUGACCAAAUGGCUAAAUUUUGCUAUGGAAAUUGUUAUUACGUAACAAUCAUGUGGCAAAUUCUAGCACUCAAACAUGUGAAGUUAAUUGUGAAAAUAAGGAACUUGCUGCCUAACAUGCCCUAUUCUUUUAUAAGUUGCUUUACACUGAUAUCUUACUGACCAACCUCUCAUUCAAAUACAAAUGCAUGCAGUUAUUGUACUUACCUGAUACAUCUAUGUUAAACUCACCAGAAAAAGUCCAACUUUAUUGGAAUGAUAAAUCUUAAUUACUAGCAAAUAACCCCUUUGGUUAUGAAAAUUAACUUUUACAAGCAAGGAGUCAUUCUUUCAGACUUUCAUUACUGGAGGUACAAAAUAUUUAAUCUUUCUUUCCUUCUCUUUAAAUCAGCUACAACAAACAAAUAAUAUUGAAUUUGUGUUUCUAACUUACACUUCAUGAUAUAAAAUCUGUACUGAUUGUUAACAAUUCUUCAGUCUGAGUUGUUUGGAGACUCAUGUCCUUUGUUCACGUAGAAAUUUCAGAUCUUGUGGAGAGGGGGCUUUGUUUGGUCAGAUGUUCACUACAGCAAUGUCUGAUGCCAAAGCCCAUAUGAAGUCUGUUAGUAAGAUAACAGACUGGCAAGACUUGUUCAUCACCUACCAUUGAUUUCAACCAACUGUGUCUGCACACAUCUGACACACUUCCCAGUUUUUGUUGAUACAAUGUGGCUUGCAGUGGUCAUAACCCCAGUUCAGUGUCAAUCUGCACAAGGUAGCACUUACCACAGGGAAUUGUGUGCAGCAAAAGCAGCUGGACUGACAAUGCCACUGAGGCAGUGUUACAGUAUAUGUGAUAUCAAUUGCUACAUAGCAUUAGACAGGCUGACAUAAUGUGGAAUUUGCCCAACAAGUGCCAACAAAUCAGCACUUACCCUAUCACUCAUCCUGUAAUGUAGUCAACCUCUCUCUCACAUUCACGAGUACCAACAUCUUGGGAGUUAUGAUUGACCAGAAACUAAGCUAAACCAGAAAUUUGUACACCACCACAGCAGAGCAGAGGCUGAGAAUUCAGUGGCAGGUAACUCAUGUCCUGGAUCACUAAUGCUUGUUCACCAUCUACAAGGCACAUGUUGGGUCUGUGAAGAACUGCUCUCCACUUGCCUCGAUAAGUGCAGCUUCAAAAACAGUCAAGAAGCUCAACAUCAUCCAGAUCAAAGCUUCUAUUUGAUUGGCACCCAAUCCACUAACUUCCAUUUCAUUCCCUUCACCACCAAUAAAUAGUCAAAGCAGUAUGUAACAUCUACAAGAUGUACUGCAACUGCUCAUUGAGCCACUUUCAAUCCCACCUUCCAAUCUUGCAAAUCAUAUCAUCUAGAAGGACAAGGGCAACAGAUAUCUACGAGAACUAGCACCUGCAAGUUAUCCUCCAAGCCUACUCCAUCUUGACUUAGAAAUAUAUCACUGUCUAUUCACUGUCACUGGAUCAAAAUGCUGGAACUCCCUUCCUAAUAUGUGUUCCUAUACCCACAAAGACUGCAGUUCGUCACCAUAUUCUCAAGGGCAAUUACAGAUUGGCAAUAAAUGCUGGCCUACCUAGAGAUGCCUACAUUCUGUAAUUGAAUAAAAAGCAUGCUUGCAUCCUCUACACAAAGCUGAUCUGAAUCUGUUCUCCUUCAUGGUCUCUCACACUCUUCCCAUUACAAUUCACUGGAUAAUGGUUUCUGCAUACGAUGUGACUAAGGUCUCUGGUCUGAUCCUGGGUCAUGGAGAGUAAUUGGAUCACUGUGAAUAUGGCCUUGGCUGAUAUAGGUAAUUCAACAUACAAAAGACAUCUAAUUAGCCCAUCAAGCCAUGCUUGUACACAUUUCAUAAUUUGGAAAGGAUCAAAAUUUGCACAGUCACAGCUUAAGGGGAACAAUGCUCUCAUAGUCCUCAGUAUCAAAAUGACUGUUAUCCAAAUCAUAAAUUCUGCAACAAAUGUAAACCUUCCCUUUUUGUCCUUCUUCACCUGCCUGUGAAAUACUGAUGACACCAUCCUCUUCCAACGCAUCUCCAUUUUAAAAGCCAUAGAGUUGAUAGGCCAAGUGUAGACCAUUCGGCAGAUCUAGUCUGUUUCACUUUCCUACCUUAACUGUUGACUCCUUGCUGAUUAAAAAUCUGUCUUUCUCAGCCUUGAUUGCACUUAGCAAUCCAGUCUUGAGAACCCUCUGCUGUAACAAAAUUUCUACAGAUUCAUUACCCUCUGACAGAAGAAAUUCCUCCUCCUCCUUGUCUUAAAUGAGUGAUUCCCCUAACUCUGAGAUUAUAAUCUCUGCCCUAGACUCUCCGGAAAGACUGAAAAGAAUUCUCUCACUUACCCUGUCAAGCCCCCGAAGAAUCUUACAUGUUAAAAUAAGGUCUCAUUUUUCUAAACUCCAAUGAGUACAAGUCCAACCUAUACAACUUAUCCUCAUAAGAAAAUCCCUCCAUACGCAGGAUUGACCUAGUGAACCUUCUCUGGAAUGCCUCCAAUGCCAGUAUCUUUCUUUAGGUAAGGGGAUCAAAACUGUUCACACUAUUCCAGGCAUGGUCUAUCAGAUAUUUUCUAAUCAACCUGUUCAGAGAUGUUACUUCACAUCUCUGAAACAGGUGGGACUUGAACCUGAGCCUCUGGGUUCAGAGAUGUGAACACUACCACAACAAGAGUCCUAUCAGAUAUGGUCUGUUAUUAAGCUGGGUGGGACUGGUCUCACCAGGUUCUAUUCUUAACUAAUAAUAGCUAGAAAAUCACCUGUAAUGGCUUCUCGUCCUGCUCCCACACUUCUACUUGAAGAAUUGAUCUUUGAUCUCACUAUUUAUUUUCCACAUUCUUCCCCAUUGUUACAUAAUCCAAAAGCAGUUGUGCAGUAAUGACCCUGAGCUUGACCUUAGCCCUCCAGACUCCUCCACUAUUGCUUAGCCUCCAUCCAGUACUCAUGGAACAGAAAUUUCCUCAAAUUAAAGACUGGGAACACUAAACCAAUUGUUUUCUAUCCCCAUUCCAAACUGGAUUAACUCCAUCCCUUUCACUGGUAACAGGGAAAGAUUAAGUCUGAGAUUGAUGCAGUACAUUCUCAACAUUUGCACCGUAUUUGAGCCUGCAAUGAUGAGCUUCUGAUUUAAUAUUUGUGCUAUCACUAAGACAGCCUAUUUCUACUACAACAUAGUGUCUUCAUUGCUUCUCAGUUCCUUUGCUGAUGAAAAUUUCAUUUACAUCUUUGUCAACACUGCGCUCAAUUUUUGAAUUCACUCCAUGAUGGUCUCCCACAUUCUAUGAUCCAUGAAAUUAAGGCUAUCCAGAACAACGACACCUAUGUGUUAACUGGAGCAACUCCUGUUACCCAGUAUUCCAACUUCUGGUCAAACAAUGUUUUGACUUUAAAAUUGUUUGUCUUAUUUUCAAAUCUGUUCAGAGCCUUUCAAUCUCCUAUACCUGAAAGUUCUAGCAACCACAACCUUCUUAGAUACCAGCACUCUAACUCUGCCUGCUUUUGUCCCAUAUUUUAAAUGCUUCACCAUAGGCAGCUGUACCUUUGGUUUCCCUUUGGCGCCACGCUCUGGAAUUCAUUCCUUUUUUGAGAAGUUCCAAGAUUGCUAAAUAGAUAAAUCUGAGGUGGCCCACAGAGUCUUGUGGCAAAAAAAGCACCCAGUAGAUAGCUUGAAGGUAUUGAGAAGAUAAUCAGUACAAUGAACUGAGUCCAGAAGAAAUGAAUGAAAGAUUUACCUCCAAGAAUAACUGGAAUUGAGGACAAUUAAAGUAAUUUUCAGAGAACAGUGGUAUCCGUACGGAAGAUCAUGACAGAAUUAAAUACUUACGUUUAUUUAUCUAAAGCAGAAAGGCUUAGGGGUAGUAAGGAGUGAAAAGUGUAUAACAAAUAUAGUUAUGACAGUAAGUAAAACAAAAAAUGCUGGAGAAGCUCAGUGUGUCUGGGAGUAUCUGUGAGAGAAAUAACACAGUGUUGAUGAAUUAUAUGACUUCUUGAGAAUGUACUGUCAUAUUGGACUCAAAAUGUUAACUCUGUUUCUCUACCAGAGAUAAUACUGGACAUUCUGCAUUUCUCUAAUUUCUCUUGUUUUAAAUGGCCAGUGUUUGUAGUAUUUUGCUUUCAUUAUAGUUAUAUUAGUGU